UGUCAAAGAUUGUCAUCUCCAAUCUACAUAUAUUUUAUAUACCUUUCAGUAUCAUAUACGUAUAUAUCUAUAUAAUACAUACAGAUUCUUUUUGAUAGCUAAUAUAUACAUAUAUUCAAUUAAAUAACUUAUAAAAUAUGGUGUGUAAAUCAGAGACAUCAAACAGGAAAUUGAAAUCUAAGGAGAAGCAACGGAAAGGAUUAUGGUCACCGGAAGAAGACGAGAAGCUUAGGAGUUAUGUGCUCAAAUAUGGCCAUGUAUGCUGGAGCACUAUUCCUAUUCAAGCUGGAUUGAAGCGGAAUGGGAAGAGUUGUAGACUAAGGUGGGUUAAUUAUUUAAGACCUGGACUUAAGAAGAGUGCGUUCACUAAAGAAGAAGAAACCACACUUCUCUCACUCCAUUCUAUAUUGGGUAACAAAUGGGCUCAUAUAUCAAAAUAUUUACCUGGAAGAACCGACAACGAGAUAAAAAACUAUUGGCAUUCUUAUCUGAAGAAGAGUGUACCAUCCACAAAACAUGAAAGCACAAGAACUCCUCAAACACAUUCAAUCACAAAUUCAGUUGAGACCUUGGAAAGUACAACCGGGAGGUCUUCUUCCUUCAUCAAUGUCGGUGAAUCAUUUAGUGCAAAACUAUCUAACUUUUCGCCAAGUGUCGUGUUCUCCGAAUGGUUAGAUCACAGUUUGGUCAUGGAUCAACUACCUCAAACACAUAGUUAUGUUCAAGACCAUAUUGUACCGGAAGAGAGAGGACUGGCUGGAACAUUUGGCCAGCGUCUUUACGAAAACAGCAACUCUAUGGUUGACUACAUACCAAACUCGGAUUUUUUACUGGGGGAUGAGAUUGAGUUCUGUACUUCAUUUUCAGACAGCUUUUUGGUCGACGCUCUCGCAAGUGAACAACGGUCGAUGUAAAUGUGAAGAUGUCCGAGGUGCGAAGAGUCGAGUGUUUAAGUUACGGGCGUAAUAGCGAAUAAAAGAGUACAUAGUUACUG
Molecule: messenger RNA, 994 nt
Organism: Brassica napus (rape)
Lineage: Eukaryota; Viridiplantae; Streptophyta; Magnoliopsida; Brassicales; Brassicaceae
Product: transcription factor LAF1
Exons: 3
Coding region: 138-914 (258 amino acids)
Source: RefSeq, a predicted model, not a curated record